UAACAAGUGAUGGCAAAUGAAAUAUCGUUCGCUAAAUAACCGCAAAACCAACUAACCAGCUAAAAUAAAUCAUCACCAUUCACUGAAAUACCCGUGCAGACACAUCCACGGGGAGGUACGGCGUUGUUUGAAAAGCAGCGUGCAAACAAACAAAACACUAUGCGCCUCCAUCCGAUCGAUAUUUCAGGUUGGUUGUGUGUUCUUUUUCUACCUCCAGUUUUUUUCUCCCUUUUUGUUGUUGUUGUUUUUGUUGUAUCUUUUUCCCCUUCUUUGAUGGCUUUAUUUACCACGCCGGAGACGAUGAUCAUCAUCGCGCUGCUGAUGCUGAUGAUGACGUAAAAUUAAACUCCUCGUUUCUCGCAUGUGUGUGUGUGUGUAGUGACGGUUGUCACCAUCAUCGCUCGCACAGGAAAGGGAGCGGGUGGUGGAUUUGCUGUUGAGCCCUCGUACAGUGUGACCCCUUGCACCCCUGCCGUGGCCCUUCUUGCCGCCAUUGAACGAGAAGAGUGUGUUAAUAAAUACAUAGACCGUGUGUCUCUUUCUAUUGCCGUUCCCUAUGAGCUCUGUGUGUGUGUGCGAGUUCAGUUUGAUGAUUUUACUUCUUCUUCUUUUGCUACUGUUUGCUGCCCCGGCGUUGGGCAAAAGGGAAACUGAACUCUACACGCAAUCAGCACCAGCGAGCGCGGAGCGGGAUCAGAUGCCGGGCCUAGCCUCGCGCGUAACCAUGGCGACCCCGCAUGGCGGACGCAACAGCAUCGGCUGUGCGGCUGUGUGCGUUGAGCGAGAAGAGGACGAUCAUCAAUAAGCUCUGCAUACACACAGGCACACACACACACACUGAGUGUCGGUGCCAGGUCGGAUUGGAGGACGAACGACGUGUGCCUUUUUUUCGCGCGCUAGCUUUUGGCGGUCGUGGACGCAUACGCCGUUUCUGUUCGCGCGCCCGUUCCCGUCGAGGAUUUCGCGAUCGGAAGACGAUUCCGCUGUGUAUUGUGUGAAAGUGUAGGUGUAGGUUGGAGAAAAAGGGGGGAGUGUUCUGCAAAAGGACAUAGCACUGGAGAAGACACUUUUUUUGGCCAGCGUGACAAGACACAGUGAGUGUGAGGCUAAAGUUCGAAUCGGUCAGAGCAAUUGGGUGUGUGUGCUCUCGUCGUUAGGGAUGGAAAGUGCGAAGUGCGAAAAAUGGUUCCCCGGCACCACCAUUAGCGUAAACACGCGCAAAUUGUGAACCCAGUCGGGGUGACGUGGGUGAGUUGGAAAAACGCAUCGCAGAACCAAUCGAGCAUGGGCGCUGUGAAUUAUUGAUGAGGCUUGCAGUGUGAAUUGAUCCCCGGCCCGAGUGGAGAUUCAGGCUACAAAAGUGUGUGUUUUUCCUUCCUUUUUUUCGAAUGUCAAUUUCUGGCUCUGUCAAAUGCAAUGCAGUGUUGUGCGCUGAGUGGUUUGGGUAGUUCUCGUAGCGACCGACGGCAAGUGUGAACUAGAUCGACAAACGGAAAUUAGCGUCGCCGUCGGUAGAUUGGUGGCAAGGAUAAGCGUUUGCUGCUGCCGGGGUUUAGCAAUGGAACCGUCUACAAGUCUCUCUUUGUCGAGUCCCCGUGGCAUGCAGGAACCGUGUAGCCCACCAGGAAUACCGCUGACAGCGAAGAGUCCCACCAUGGAAGGAGCCGUCCCGGACACGGAGUCCGCCGCGGACAAUGGGCCUAGUCCACAUGGGCCCGUCACCACCAACACCACCACAACAACAGCUACCAUCAGCCGGCCGGCCGCUAAAAUUCAGCGACCUAGCGGCGGUGCCACGCUCAAGUUCUCGAUCGCCAACAUUAUGGGACAGGAGCAUGAGGAUGACGAGGAGGAAGAUCGUGAAGAGGAACGGCAUGAUCAGGAGCAUGAGGAAGAGGACGAAGAGGACGAGCUGGAGGAGGAUGUCGAUGAGGACGAUGAAGAUGCGGUAGUGGAUGUAGCGAGUGAGGAUGAAACGAUCGAGCUUUCGAUGGUUUCACCGGGCAGUGGAUGUUCGUUGCUGCGGAAACGUCGCCACGACAGUCACGAAAAGUCGAUGAGUCCGUUGUCAGCCGCCGGCUCUAGUCCCUGCUACGAACCACCGACAACAGCGGCCAGCUCCGUUGCGGAAGCCUACGAUUCCGCCUUCAAGAAGUAUGUGCCCAACUCGAUGCAUCCGUUCGUGGCGAGCAACCGGCACCAGGAGUUGCUAAGUCAGUACCCGCUGCUGUACUACCCGGGACAGUUGAUGUGUGCAGCGGCUCAGUAUGCCGCCCUAACGCAUCAGCAGCACCACCAGCAGCAGCAUCACCAUCACCAUCAUCAUGCGGCGGCUGUGGCGGCUCUACACCCUUACGGAGCGCCCGGGCGGCUUCACAGUCCUACCCUAUCGCCACCACCGACGGGUGCAAGCCUGCAGACGACGACCGUUGUGCAAAGUGCCAGCGUCCAUGGUGCCCACGGUGCGAUGAAUGGACGCCAUCUGCAUGCGGGCGGUCAUCAUCAGCUACUGUCUGCGGCGGCUGCUGCGGCGGCUGCUGCUGCAGCGGCGGCUGCCACCGCCACCUCAGGCGGCAAAACAGGCUCGAAGCGUGCGAAUCUGAACCACUCCACCAGCAGUACCUGCUCGUCACUAAGCUCCAGCGGUAGCUCGGUGGGUGGCUCCCCGGGCGGCAGUGGUCCCGAUGGGUCGUUGAACAGUUCUUCCUCCUCAUCGGCAGCCGCAGCAGCAGCAGCAGCAGCCGCAAUGGCGGCUAAGCAGAAAACGUUCGCCUGUCCCGAGUGUGGCAAGGUGUUCAAUGCGCACUACAACCUUACCCGCCACAUGCCCGUCCAUACCGGUGCACGGCCAUUUAUUUGUAAAAUCUGUGGCAAGGGUUUCCGGCAGGCGUCGACGCUCUGCCGGCACAAGAUCAUCCACACCUCGGAGAAGCCGCACAAGUGUCAGACGUGCGGGAAGGCGUUCAAUCGCUCCUCGACGCUGAACACGCACACCCGCAUCCACGCGGGGUACAAGCCGUACAUUUGUGAGUACUGUGGCAAGGGGUUCCAUCAGAAGGGCAACUACAAGAACCACAAGCUCACGCACAGUGGCGAUAAGGCGUACAAGUGUACGAUCUGCAACAAGGCGUUCCAUCAGAUCUACAACCUUACGUUUCACAUGCACACGCACAACGACAAGAAGCCGUUCACGUGUAAGAUCUGUGCGAAGGGGUUCUGUCGGAACUUCGAUCUGAAGAAGCAUAUGCGCAAGCUGCACGAUGUUAGUAUGGGCGGAGGGCACAAGCGAUCGAGAAGCUGCGGUACGCCUCAGCAGCAUCAUCACCAUCAUCAUCAUCGGGGUUCACCGCUUACGGCACGAUCGCCAGUACAUCAGCACGCUUCCUUGCCAGCCCCACCGGCACCCCCGGUGACGUCCGCAUCUGCCCCUCCGAUGAUGUCGAGCCCUCCGAGCGGAACCGGAUCACCUCCGGCACACCUUCAUCCUGCUCAGCAACCUCCACCGCAACAACAACAACCGCCGCAUCAUCUGCACCAUCCACUGCAUCUGCACGCGUCCGCACUGUCUCACGUUGGCCCUCCACACGGUCACGUUGGCCCUUCGGAGCUACAGUCCCGCACAUCGCCCGUAUCCUGGUCGAGUGCAUCCUCCCUAGCCGCCCUCCAUCAUACAGCCGUAGCGGCGGCUGCUAUGCGCAACGGAGGCAUUGACUACGGCAGUCCCUUUCUCAUGCCAAGCGGACGGCACCAUCAACGGUUGGCAGCGGCAGCUGCCGUCACCGAUAGUCCAUUCAUCGGCAAGGUGUUCUGACAGAAGUACUACCAGCAGGCGGGCAUGAGCUUCGGUGGGCUGUCACCCGUGGCAGCGGCAGCGCAAGGUAGUAACACAACGACGGCGGCCAUCACUGUAACGGCGGUUGCUUCGGCGGUCUCACCGUAAGAGGGCGCUCACCUACUCACGCGCUUCUCCUUGUGGCGAAGCGCGCUUUGAGUCGGAGUGGUUGCUUUGAUGGUGCUGCUCGGUGUAGUAGAAUUAGAGUCGAAGAAGUGUGUGCAAUAGGUCUGUGUGUGUGACAAACGCCAGCGUGAUUUGAAGGUAGCAAAAAAAAAAACAGAUUCUAGGAAGAGUAGGGAAGUUCGAUUAAAGCAGCGCUUUGCCCCGUUCCCAGUUAAAAUGCGUCGUACCUAGGCAGAAAGGGAUGGAAGAAAAUGAAUGAUUUUGUGUGUUUUUAGUGGGUAAGCAGGUGAGAGGAAACAACGUCAUCGUCAUCAUAAUGCCGCGUUAGGAAUUUAAGCUCUGUAGUUGUAGUGGGGUGGACAUAUGUUCUUGUUAGGGUUUGGGACAGGAUCGCAGGAUCGAUUAGAAAGAGGCUAUCAAUCUGAGGAUUUACGAGGGUAAAUUAAUGGAAUUAAUACGUUGAUCGAUAUUAUCAAUAUUUAAGUACAUAUACACACACACGCGUGUAAAUGAAGUGAGCUAAAUAAAUCAUUCGCAUCGGUAAGGGAUGUAUGGAAGUAUGGAAAAAUAACAUAACU
Messenger RNA from Anopheles coluzzii, 4536 nucleotides. RefSeq names its product fez family zinc finger protein erm. The record is from RefSeq and is a predicted model, not a curated record. Lineage: Eukaryota; Metazoa; Arthropoda; Insecta; Diptera; Culicidae. Bases 1559 to 3811 code for a protein of 750 amino acids. The transcript has 2 exons. Gene Ontology annotation, cellular component: nucleus.